UUCUCUUCUUCUCCACCGCUCUAAUUUAUCCACCAACUCUAACUCUAACUCUAACUCUGCUCUGUCUACGAACUUUGCUUUUGGGCAUCUCUCCAGUUGGAUUAAUUUGUAAGUAAUCAGAGAAGCUCAGUUCUGUUAUAUUUCUAUGAUCCUAAGGCGGAAGCAGCCUUUACUUCUUUUGUGAGGUACAUGAAUUGUUUCCGUCUUCCAAGUUGUUGCCAAAAUUUUCUGUAAUGGGAAUUUAUAGCUGCGAAGCAGUGUUGUUGAGCUUCGGAUUGAAAUGUCCAUUAGUUAUAACUGGAAGCCAUAGCCAUAGGCGGCGGAUAUACCACCGCAUCCCAAUACUAGUAGAAAAUAGGCGCUGUAGUUGCAGAUGUAGUGCCGCGCGUGUGGCCGUUGUAGUAGAGAAGGAAGAUACCCCUAGGUUUAAUUGGGCUGAUGCCGGUCUGAAUCUGACAGAAGAACAAGAUGAGGCGAUUACUCGGAUUCCUGUCAAGAUGUCAAAACGUUGUCAAGCGCUUAUGAGGCAGAUUAUUUGCUUCUCCAGCGACAAAGGGAGUUUUUGUGAUUUGUUGGGUGCUUGGGUUAGGAGGAUGAGCCCCAUUAGAGCUGACUGGCUUUCUCUUCUUAAAGAGUUGAAGGAUCUUGACUCUCCUUUUUAUAUCAAGGUGGCUGAAUUCUCGCUGCUCGAAGAUUCCUUUGAAGCGAAUGCCCGUGAUUAUACCAAGAUCAUCCAUUUCUAUGGGAAGCUAAACCAAGUGGAAGAAGCUGAAAGAACUCUUCUUGCCAUGAAAAAUCGACUCUUUCCCAUUGAUCAGGUGACCCUUACUGCAAUGGUUCAGUUGUAUAGCAAGGCAGGCUAUCAUAAAUUGGCUGAAGAAACUUUCAACGAAAUCAAAUUGCUUGGGGAACCACUAGAUAAUCGAUCAUAUGGUUCCAUGGUCAUGGCCUACAUUAGGGCUGGAGCACCCGAGAAAGGAGAGGCCUUACUCAGAGAAAUGGAUUCCCAAGAAAUCUGUGCGGGAAGAGAGGUUUACAAGGCAUUGUUGAGAGCCUACUCUAUGAGUGGGGAUGCGGAAGGAGCCAAGCGGGUUUUUGAUGCAGUUCAAAUCGCGGGGAUUACUCCUGAUGUAAAGCUAUGUGGACUGCUCAUAAACGCAUACAGUGUCUUGGGCCAGAGCCAAAAUGCGCGUUUGGCGUUUGAGAAUAUGAGAAAAGCGGGAAUCAAAGCUACUGAUAAGUGUGUGGCUCUUGUACUGGCUGCAUAUGAGAAGGAAGAAAAGCUAAAUGAAGCAUUGGGGUUCUUGGUUGAGCUUGAGAAAGAGUCUGUAAUGGUUGAGAAAGAAGCUUCUGCUGUGUUGGCUCAGUGGUUUAAGAAGCUUGGUGUUGUUGAAGAAGUUGAAUUAGUUCUUAGGGAGUUUUCAUCUAGCCAGUCUCGACCCCUCUAAGAUGUGUGGGCUUCAUCAUGCUUCAAGUUGCUAUUUCUGUGACGAGAGACUGCACUGCUUAUUGUUUUGUCAGUCCACCAAAACAGCAUGUCGUUUUCUCAUUUGCAUUUUGUCGUUUUUGUACGUAUAUAUAUAUAUAUAUUAGACACGGCGUAUAAUGUACUACCUUCUGAUCUAUA
Capsella rubella is the source of this 1627-nucleotide messenger RNA. RefSeq names its product pentatricopeptide repeat-containing protein At1g01970. The record is from RefSeq and is a predicted model, not a curated record. Bases 234 to 1448 code for a protein of 404 amino acids. The transcript has 2 exons. NCBI's taxonomy places the organism in Eukaryota, Viridiplantae, Streptophyta, Magnoliopsida, Brassicales, Brassicaceae. Gene Ontology annotation, molecular function: protein binding.